GCUCGUCACAUACCAGCAGAGAAGGAGCACCUCUUGCUCUUCAUGCAUGAACGGUUCCUUUCUAUGGAAGAGGCUGCCUCCUUCUUUGGUGGGGACGAGGGUAUUGAGGCGAUCCUCAGUCAAGAUGAAUUUGCCCAUGCGCUACGGCGGAGUGGUUAUGGUCGCCCUGCUCCGGAGCAGCUCUUCCAUUCCUUCUCCGAAGGUCAAAAUAGGAUCAAAGUUCGCGAUCUCUUGCAAUUUAUCGUGCGGCUUCCAGAGGACCAGUUGUCUCCGGUGAAACCCGAUCUAAGCCCGGACGAACUUUCAACAAUGAGCGCAACCAAAAGUCGAACUCUUCCGCAGCUACCGUCUGCCAUCCACAGCCGGAGCUCCAGCAUGCGACAGGUCCUUUCGGGUGAGGACUUUUCUCCGCUUCCCAAUGCGGCUGGACAGGAUCCCACUAGUGCGUCAAUCCGAACCCUGGGUGAUGAUGCACUGCUUCAGGAGGAAGCCAGAACGGUGAGGGCAGAGAGUGCGGAACUGCGGCAGGCUUUGUCUGAGGCGCUUCGGCUCUUGGCGGAGGAGCGCCGUGAGCGCUUGACGGACAAAGCCGAGGCGCAGCGGCGGCACAAGGAGUUGGAACUCUGGGCAGAAGAUCGAAUUCGCGGGGUCGAGCACCUGGCGAGAGGGCACCGCGGAAAUCCGAACUUCUGUGCAGGAGGCCAGGGAAGCCGGAAGCUUUUCAUUAGCGCUUCACUGUCGCAAAAAGGGAACGGCUUCUUUGGGACCUUUGAAUGGCAGCUGGCAAACAUUCGUCGGAAGAGCAGCAUUCGACACUUGUCAAGAGUGCACGGGAGGCCCUGCAAUUGGGAGAGCUUUCGGAGUUACCUGGCCUUGAUCUGUGGAAGUUUCCUUGAAAUGACUUUAGCCUAUGGAGAAGUUGCAAGAUCUCAGCUUCAGAUGGCGCAGCAGUUCCAAUGCUCAAGCUUCCUCAAAUCCUUUCCGUAA
This is a messenger RNA of Durusdinium trenchii, 987 nucleotides long. The record is from the annotation of a GenBank genome assembly. Lineage: Eukaryota; Dinophyceae; Suessiales; Symbiodiniaceae.